ACAUACAGACGAGAAACUUGCCGAGGCGAGGGUGGUCGACUCAAGUCACGCGAGGAUUGAACCGAGACCCCAGAGCCAAGCCACCGAUUGUUUCCGUGGCAAAUCAGUCUGCAAAAUGAAGUGUGCCGCGUGGCUGCUUUUCGCGUUGCUCCCGCGAUUCUUCGCCGUGUUACCGGUCACCACUUCACAAAUUGUUGGUCAGAGGACCCCGGCCAGACAGGGUCUGGGUCGAGAACAGCCAAUCGUCAAGAUUCCCGACCAAGGAUUGGUCGCUGGCAAGGAGGCGUUCGUUAAUUCCAAAGUGAUACAAUAUUUGGGAAUACCUUAUGCCCAGCCACCGCUAGGAAAAUUGCGUUUCUCAGCACCUGUUACCGACCCACUUCCAUCUUGGAAGGGCAUACGAAAUGCAACGCAGUUCGCGCCGUCCUGCCAACAAAUAACAAACCGCUUGAAACUUCACGAGAAACAUUAUAAGAAGCUGCUGUCGCCUGAUCAGCCUGAUCCUGGUGUUAGCGAGGAUUGUCUGUACUUGAACAUCUUUACUCCCGAUGGGAACAAACAAGACGAUGGAUGGCCAGUGAUGGUGUGGUUUCACGGUGGUGACUUCAACACUGGCACACCGGCCAUAUGGGAUGCGUCGACUUUCGUCAGUAAACAUAAAAUCUUAAUGGUCACUGUGGCGUAUCGUCUUAACAUCUUUGGUUUCUUCACGACCACCGACGGCGAGGCUCCAGGGAAUUACGGGAUGUUCGACCAGAUAGCGUCGCUGGAUUGGAUCCAGAAGAGGAUCCAUCAUUUCGGCGGUUCACCGUCCAACGUGGUGAUCUUUGGCCACAGCUCCGGCGCCAUAAGCGUCGGCCUGCACCUGACGAGCCCGCUGAGCAGGGGCAAGUUCUCCAAAGCGAUCGCGAUGAGCGGCGACGCGGUGAGCUCGGUCGGCUCGCCUAAGACCGAGCUGCCGGUGGUCGACAUCAUCGCCGAGAAGUUCGGCUGUUACCGGCAUCCGACGUCGGCGCUGAUGGAGUGUCUUCGCCGGGUGGACGUGAAAAUUCUGGUACGCGAGUCCUCGGACAUCGAGACCUGGGGCCCGAUCGUCGAUUACGAGACAAGCAACGCCACAGAGCCGUUUCUACCUGUACAUCCGCGGAACGCGUUGGACAGCGGCACUCUGAACCCGGUUCCUUUGAUGGUCGGCUACACCAACAACGAACAGGCGUUGGCUUACAUGGAGUCCGUGGACAAGGAGAAUCCGGAUGGCAAGCUGUCGCACAACAACUUCGAGACGCUGAUCACUGACGAGUUCGUGUCGUUGGUCCAGAGCCCGGAGGACAACAGCACCUGCGAGCUGAAGCCGGAAAUGGUGGCCAAGGCGGUGCUGUUCUUUUACCAGCCUCAUCCGCCGAGCAAGGAUCAAGGUGUGUUCCGAGACAGGUACCUGGAUCUGCAAACGGAGAAGAAUUUCGCAGCUGGGCUCACGUUACUGGCUGGCAAGGUGUCCAAGGAGCAGCCGGCGUACGUUUAUAGGUUCGACUACAGGCCGAAGACGCCGUCGGUGAUCAAGGAUGUGCCGGAAUGGGCCGGAGUCCCUCACAUGUUCGAGCUGCCGUUCGUUUGGGGACUUCCAGUGGCUGGCAGCGCCGUUCAGUGGAUCAACUCUGACAAGAGGAUGGCCGACGUGAUGAUGGCGAUGCUGGCUAGCUUCGCCAAGACUGGCAAUCCAGGUCAGCAAAAGUGGGAACCGUAUACCGAGGAAGAGCCCGGUAUCUGCAUCAUCGAUAAGAACAUCGCCAUGAGCGAUCCAAACGCCAUCGAUUACAGAGCGCUGGCAUUCUGGAACGAGUAUUAUCCGAUGGUUCUCGAAGAGGCGAUGAAUAAUUGUUGUAACAUGACCAGUAGCUCUAACGCGCGGAGAGAAGCGGGUUCUUACGGGGUUGUUUUCACUGAGUUCGUUGUUAUCACGAUGUUCUGGUGGAUAGAGUUGUAGUCGACGAUACAGGUUGUUCAGAUUUUCUUUGGCCGCGUCUCGACUGGGUGCCUCUACGAUGCGGGACGUUGACGAAUUUUUUUUUUUAGGGCGUGCUGGUUCAUGUUUUCUUCUCCAGACGACGAUCCGUGUGUAAUGUAGUUUCCGUUCUCGGCUCGGUAAAGUUCCAUUUUGCGCACGAUUGGCCAUAUUCUAAAAGUAGUCUCGGCCAGCUUGCGUCUUUGUAAAUGCACGCGAUGGCUGCAUAAAACGAGACCUAAAUACACGAAACGUCGAUGCAUCACGAGCAUCAGUUUGAUCGUGAAGACAACGAAAACGUUUAGGGCACCUAGAAAGAAAGGGUAGGAGAUGUACAUUACGAGGUUGAGAAGGCAAAGUGGUGCAUAUUCACAGGAUAAUUCUCCAGUCUAACGAUCUGUACGAUUUUCGAACAAUAUUUAUUGCGAAAUAAAAAUGAAAAUUUUAAACGGCAUAAAUAUAUAUAUGUGAAACUUAAACGAUCGUAAGA
Molecule: messenger RNA, 2492 nt
Organism: Frieseomelitta varia
Lineage: Eukaryota; Metazoa; Arthropoda; Insecta; Hymenoptera; Apidae
Product: cocaine esterase-like
Exons: 4
Coding region: 116-1984 (622 amino acids)
Biological process (GO): postsynaptic membrane assembly; synaptic vesicle endocytosis; chemical synaptic transmission
Cellular component (GO): postsynaptic membrane; cell surface; synapse
Molecular function (GO): neurexin family protein binding; signaling receptor activity
Source: RefSeq, a predicted model, not a curated record